Messenger RNA from Drosophila subpulchrella, 413 nucleotides. RefSeq lists its product as uncharacterized. The transcript has 2 exons. The coding region runs from base 137 to 301 and encodes 54 amino acids. The record is from RefSeq and is a predicted model, not a curated record. Lineage: Eukaryota; Metazoa; Arthropoda; Insecta; Diptera; Drosophilidae.
AAAACGAGUCGACAGCCCUGGUGCUAUCGAUGCUAUAAGUAAGUUGAAAACAAAACUAAUUUAGUAAAUUGGAGACUAAAAUCCAGGGAAACUUACCCCGAAACGUAACUCAAGACUCGGCGCAGACACGGUACCUAUGGGCAGUGGGAUUGUGGUGCAAUUGGCUCGAAAGUACGGCGCAGUGAUAUUCUUUCCCACUGUUGCAGUCGGCUCGAUAUACGCAGAUUGGUCGCACACCCGCGAGUGGAAACGCCAGCAGCUUCAGUUGGCCCAAAGCGCUCAGCUAAGAAAUCAGCGAUAGAGGCUCCACCCCCCCAUAUAUAGAGCGGAGACACCAUGGUUCUAGGACUGGACAAGCGAGCACUGUGGGGCGCACUGCCCCUGCUGGGAUUCGCCAUCGGGCACUUCCUGGA